Messenger RNA from Babesia ovata, 9933 nucleotides. RefSeq names its product Extracellular matrix-binding ebh, putative. The record is from RefSeq and is a predicted model, not a curated record. The transcript has 5 exons. The coding region runs from base 1 to 9933 and encodes 3310 amino acids. Lineage: Eukaryota; Apicomplexa; Aconoidasida; Piroplasmida; Babesiidae.
AUGGCGUCGACCUGCACUCAGGUUGCCAAAGUGGUCCCAAAGUCCCACGCCUCGAGGCAAUUUACACUUAACGACAUCGAAUGUCAACCCGCUGAAAUCGACAAAGCCGUCACCGCAAUUAAGGCGCAGCUUGGACAGCUUAGAGAGACGAUGAAGAAUGGUAAUAAAGAAGACGUCAUUGAAAGGCUGAAACACAUGAAGGAGGAGGGCCUUGGUGAUAGGGAAGAUUGGCAGAAUGGUAAAGGCCAAUCUCUCAGUGGCCUUGGGAAAAUUCAUGGUGACCUCAGCACAGAAAUUAAGAAGUUGCCUCAACAAACCGAAAUUAUCAGAAAAGCCGCAAUACGAAUAUACGCCGAGAUUGCAAAUGUCAAAAUAGAUAUGGACAAUGUCUUCAAUCCAUUUGACGUCAUGGACCAUUUGCGUCGGUUGGGGAAAAAGAUCGGCACAAGUAAAGAUGGAUACAGUGACAGCCUUCAAGCAAUAUACAACGCAAUCAAAAACCUUCAUGACGGGCCGUUUCAUAAUAAUCCCGAUGCAAUUGGAAAAGCCAACGAAGCAAUUAAAGCAGAACUCACUGCGCUUCGAGGUGUGUUGCAAGGCAAUGCAAGCGACGAAGAUGUCAUUAAGACACUGGAAGAUUUGCAGAACAGUGGACUAAGUGGCGAAAAAGGAUGGAAUAAACAUAAUACCCAAAAAAGCCUCAAAAGCAUACAAAAUGACCUUAGCACUCAACAAAACACGUUGGAGCAACAACCCGGCAACAUUGACCAAGGCGUCGACCAAAUCACCACGGAGCUUCAAAGGCUUCAGAAGCAGUUGAACGAUGACGUCACCGAAAAGCUCAAGAAGGUGAGAGAGCAUGGCCUUGGAAAAGGUAAUCAAGCAUGGAAUGACAGUGAUUCUAACAAAGGCCUCACUAAUAUCACCACGGACAUCGUCGCCAUAAAGACAGAGAACGUUGAGGACGUGAAGGAGAGACUCAAGGAGCUGUGCACGGCGAUUAGGCACAUUGCAAAGGACGCCGCGUUCACCUUGAAGGAAGUGAAAGAGAAGAGCCUUAAUGAGCUUACGAAAAUAAAAGACAAAUUUAGUGAUCUGCUGAGCGAGCAGGUGAGGGGUGUGAUAAGAGAGCUUAAAGGCUUUCUAAAAUUCCUCGAGAACGGCAAGGCGCAAAUAAUCCGUGAUCUCCACGCAUUCGUCAACCAGGAGAUCAAGGCAGCCGAAGAGACAUUGAUCAGGGAGGCACGCCGGCAAUAUGUCUCCAACAUCAAGGAGCUUUUGAAGUUGUUCGCCCGGAAGGUGGAAGAGGAGCUGCGGGAGUUGCCGUGGGAGAUUGACAGGGACCUGACAGUAGAAUACAAAGGCCUUAUGACCCGAGUGGAGGACGGCUUGGAAAAUGACCUCAACGUACAGAAACUCAAGGAGUCAAAAAGCCUCCCACCGCUGUCCUCCGCUUUCAUGCGUUUCUACUCGUCACUCGAGGACCACGUGGACAGGGAGAUAAAUCGGUUCCACGACGAGGAGCAGAGGAAGAAAAAUCUUAAGCGGCAGGACACACAGGAGUAUUCCACUAGGCUCUCCGUGGUGAACGAGGCACUCCACGCAUUGCUCCACUACCUCAAGGACAACGAUACCUUCGACCACAGACUCACGGAGCUGCUCCGCAACCUCACCGACGCGUUGAGUGAACUCAAGCCUGAGAGCUUCGCCAGGCCCUCGAGUCCCCUGCUGGACGGCCUGGUGGAGGGGCUCACAAAGUUCGCCGCCGAGUUCACAUGUGCGUACGUCUCAAGAUACGCCGGCGCACAGUUCACCGAUGAAGAAGGUGAGAAGUGCGCCAAGGUCUUCCUCACCAUGCUGCCCACACUGUGCGACGCCUUUACCAGGCUGGCGGAGCGCUGCGGCAAGUGGAGGGAUCUGAGCAUUAAUUCAAGCAGUGAACUCGGCACUUUCAUCCAGCGCUCCGGCUACAAGGUCUCCACCUCUCCCUUUGACCAGGACGGCGAGCUGCGCGACGAGUGCAACGGCCGCGACGUGUAUGUCCUGGUCACCCAGAACAUUAAGGAGACAGAGGACAACGAACACCUCAAAAAAUGCCUGUCCCUCCAACACGCCUGUAAUCUCUUAGAGCUCCUCAAAUGCCUCUGCACGCACCUCCACCAGUAUUAUAAGACGUGCCACCUCAAGGUGCAUCCCUCACCCCGGCCGCCGUGUUCCAUCUACGAGAUGCUUCAAUGGUGCUGCGGGCUCCCGCACAACGCCGUGUACCUGGGCCUCAACUCCGAAGCACUGCCGUCGCUGUUCGAGGCGGACGAGCCGGACGCCGGGGAAUCCGAAGUGUCCCUCACUGACGUCGGCAGCCUGGCGCUUAAGGCCCACCCGCAGCACAUAACACCGGCGUCCCUCACCGACGCACUCACGGAGGCUUCGGCCACGCAGGUGGCAUCUAUGCCUGCGACUUCAACACCAACCCGCAAGGCCUGCUCUACCCCGGCGACGCCGACGCUUUGCUCUGCCUGCUCUUCGACGUCCUCAAACGCCUCCACCAGCAGCUCUAUUUCCUCUACCGCCAGUGCACCUACAACGCCCGGCACGGCGGAUGGCUCGACUGCUGGUACGGCCGGGACGUCGGAGGAUCGUCAUGGAAGUGCAACACCAUGCUGUGUGCCAACCAAAUGUGUGACCAACAGUGCAACCAAACACAUGACCAAAUAUGUAACCAAAGAUGUGACCAGCAUCCCAGGUGCGGCGUCAAGUCGCCGCUCCAGUCGUUCCUCGAGGACGGACUGCAAGGCUUCUUGCCGCAUGACCUGUCCCCCAAUGACACCUGUGUCUCAUGCCCCGCCUGUGACACCACGUCACCCGGCCUGCCGUGCAAGACGCCGAUGGGCCUCUCCAACAUCACCAGGCUGGCCUCCCGUGCGUGCCCAGGCAGAGCCAUCAUGGACGUCCUCGGCGCCUUCUGCGGCGGCGCUUCCUCACCCCCUCACCAGACUGUGCAGCUUCCUGAAUUGCCUCCUCACUCGCCCGCCACGGACGCCAGACGACCUGUUCGCCUUUUACUACCAGUUCAUAUGUGACUGGCGUAGCAGCGGCGAGCACCGUAAGGCGGCCUUCGAGGACGCCGUCGGCGACGCGUGCUUCCGGCAGCGGGGCGUGACACUGGACGUCAGUACAGUCUUCGGCUCCAGUGAACAUCGUUCCGUCACCAACAUGCCUCACCUCACCGGCGAUCUCUUCUCACUCGUCGAGUGCAACGGCACUCCUCGCUCCGCUCCGUCACACCCCUGCGGCCCCUACCUCAAGCCACUCGGCCACGACGUACGCGCCACCUUCGCCAAGGAGCACGCCCACCUCUACCUCUCCUGGGUGGUGUACCUCACGGAGACUUUCUACGACUUCCUCAGGGAACUGCUCCAGGACUGCGAGCGCACCUGCGCCGACGCCACGUCCAACUGCCACGCCAGGAGCUGCGCCAACGACUGCACAGCCAAGCGACGGCCACUGGCCCCGAGCUCCAAUCACACUGCCGACUGCCCCUCCAUCGUGGACUGCGACUCCACCACGCCCACACUCUUCCAGUACGGCUUCGUGCUCAAAGACGUCCACAGCCUCGCCGGAUCCACCAGCGGCCACCCAGCCAAGCGCACCUGCGAGGAUUUCUGCACAGCACUGCAAGUCGCCGUCAAGCAGAGGAACCCUCUCCACAAGCUGGCGCAUGAGACAAUCCCCGAGUACCUCUACACCAUCCGUGCGCCCUUCCUCUACACCAUCACAGCACUCUGGCUCAUCGCCACGCUCUACAUUGCCCACUCACUACUCUACCGCAUGGACGUCCUCCGCAUCCGCUCCCACCUCCUCACCACCAGGGCCUCCCACCUCAUCGACGUCAAGGCCUUACUCACUAAAGGCCGGAGAAUGCUCUCGCUAUACCACGGCGUGGCGGUGAUUGGGAGCAACAUUGGUGCAAUUGACACGGCUAAAUACACUCUUCUCCAACAAGUUACCAAUCUAAGUGCCUUGAUCACCUCGGCGGAGAAGAUCCGUGCUGCGGCAGAGACAAAGGCCAAAGAAGCCUACGACAAGCUGAAGGUUAAUGAGACUCUGAGUCAGAAAAUCGGGGAGAUUGUGACGGCAAAUGAGAAGAUUAAAGGAGUACAUACUCAGCUGAGUGGUGUUCAUAAAAAUUUGGGAGAGUGGAAGCAACAGGCCGGGGAUGUGCUUCAAGGGGCGAUUGCACAGGCGACGGAAGUUCAUAAGGCUUUGGAUGAAAAGAGUACGCAAGUUGGUGAGAAGCUUACGAGUAUUGACGAUGCUAACAAGUUAAUUGUUAGUGCAAACAAAGAUCUUGCCACCGAAGUUGAGCAUUUAGGUAAGUGGAACACUGCCGCCAGGGAUGUUAUUACCAAGGCGGAGGGGAAGUGUAAAGAAAUUCUGGAUAAAGUUAGUACUAAUUCCCCCGGAGGUGUUAUUUAUGAGAAGGCUAAAACAUUGAAUGAGAAGGCUCAGACACUUUUGAAGGCUGCGAAGGAUGCCAAAUUGGCUGUUGAGGCUCAGGUAAAAUCAGCGUUGGAGGCUGUUGUGCAAAUGGACAAAUCUCUUAAGAUGGAUUUGAAGAGUGUUAAAGAUAAGAUUAAGGAAGGGAUAGACAGUGUGAUUAUGGAUUUGGGAGUUAAGGAAUUGGAUGAGAAAGUGAAGAGUGAUUUGCAGAGUUUGAGGGAGAGGAUUGAGGGGCUUAAAACAGAGGUUGAUAAAUCAAAUGGAGAGAGCCUCGUUAAACACGAGUUGUCACAGCUUUCAAGGGCUAAGGAACCGCUGAAUCAGCUUACUGGUAGUGGUGAUAAGUCAAUAGUGACGCUGACGACGGGACUUCAAACUAAGUUUAAUCUGCAUAUCAAGACUCCGCUUAACGAUAAAGUCCAAGAAGUUUACGAUGAGAUUGAGACGCUUGGCGGGAAUUUUGAGCUGAGAGGCGGAAGUGAAAAGAAACUUGAAGAGAUUUUUAAAAAGAUUAAAGAGGAAGUCAAUAAAAUCCUGAACGGUGAUCAGCCAAAUAGAGGCCUGGAGGGCAUUGCCAGCGGGUUGAUUGGCAGCUACACUAGUGGGUUCAAAAAUUUUCAUACUAUAGUAGGCGGCUGGGCGGAAGGAAUUUUGGGAAAUAAUAAGGGAGAUGAUAAGAAGAAAACCAUUAAACCGUGGCUUGGUAAGUAUGUUACUGAGAGGAAGGGGAGUAGCAGCGACGUGGUGAAGCUGCUGGAUGGUUCGAUACUUGGGUUUUCAUGGAGUCAAAAAAUUAUCGAGCAGAUUAAGACGAAGCUUCAUAGUGAAAUUGAGGCAGGCAAGGGGAAGGUUGAUACGUCCAGUGGUAAAAUCGAAAAAACCAUUACAUCCGUCAAAAAUGCGUGCGAGGCAUUUGUUAGUGGGCUUGAUGAGAAACUGAAAAACGACGGAUUUAAGGAGCUUGCCCAGGUGAUAUACAAUAAGAUUGCCAGUGAGAGUCGAUGGAGGAGUUACAGGCACAAAAACGAAGAUGAUAUCAAACCCGCCAUAGAAGCUGCGCUGCUCGGUCUCUCCGCCACCACCAGCCAGGUGGCCAACGAAAUUAAGUCCAUCCUACUCGACAAGAGGGUGGGAAAUUACGGAGAGAACUCAACAAGCAUCGCACAAGAAUUAGAUAGCGUUCUCGGAUAUACUAAUAAACUUCACAAUCAACUUACUCAGGCGACUAACAAUGUCGGCCAACCAAAAAGAGAAAGCCCCGCCCAGGCCGUGGACAAGAGGUUGGGUGAAGUGAGGGAUGAGGUUGGGAGGCUUGACGCCAAUUUUAAGAAAGUCAAACAAGAUCUUGAUGAAGCAGUUAGAGGGCUUCCCGGCGCCGUUAAAGAUUUCAACGAUGUAGCCGAACAACAGAUCAAGGCUGCGGCCAAGAAGGCUAUCACAGAGGCGGCUGGGCAGAUUAGUAAGAAUGGUGCUGCAAUUGUGCUUGGUGAUAAUCUCAUGAACGAAUUCCACACUACCCACGAACAAAUUAAAAGUAGUCUCGACAGGGAACUCAAGCAGAAAGUUGAUGACCACAUUGGGAAGGAUGAUCAGUCGGCAAGUCAGCAAGGUGGUCAAGCACAGAAAAUCAUCAUUGAUAAAAAGAAUUUUGGACAAUAUGAUAAGCACGUUGACCAAAAUGAGAUUAAGGACGGUCAAUUAACUGGCCUUGAAGAAGAAGGCUCUCUCCCCCAGGCCAUCGGGGACAUCAAGGCUCUGGGACUGGCGGAGCUUGAAGGGACUAUUGGUGACAAGGCCAGUAAGGAUAAGAAGAUUGAAGAAAAGACGUUUAAUGAUCCGUUCACCAAAAUUAAGACACAGCUUGGAGAGAUCAAGGGAUUGGUUGAUGGUGAUGGCACAUCUGGCAAGGACGAAAAAGGCGUCCAAAAGCUUCUGGGUGAGCUUAAAAGUGCGCUUGAUCAGGGCAAGUUAAAUGGAGCUGAUAAAGGUUUAGAUGAUAUUAAAAAUGCGAUUGAAAACUGCAACAAGAGCACCGUCCAAGCAAUUAGGAAGGAGCUUGGAGAGCUCAGAGGGAAGUUGAAGAAUAAGGAAGGUCAGCCGAAAGAUGAUGUUAUUGAGACAUUAACAGACUUGAGAAAUGUUGGUCUCGAAGGUAAGAAUACUUGGAAUGGUAAGACAACUCAAGACGGUAAAUCUCUCAGUGGUCUCGGGAAAAUCCAGCAGGGACUUCAGGAGCAGAAUAAGGAAUUGGCCACCCAAAACAACAAGAUUGGAGAUGCCAUACACCAAAUUAAAUGGGCGCUUGCAUGUCUCGGAUUUAAGUUGCAAGGUUUAUACACUACCGAUGACGUAAUAGACCAGCUGACCUGGUUGGGGCAGUUGAUUGGUAAAGGUAAGGAUAAAGCUAAAAAUAAUCUUCACGGGAUUUACGAGAAAAUAAGGCAAUUGCAAGAAGACCCGUUUCAACAACAACCCACUAAAAUUGAACAAGCCAAGCAACAAAUUGUAAAUGAACUCACUGCCCUUCGAGGUGUGUUGCAAGGCAAUGCAAGCGACGAAGAUGUCAUUACAACACUGAACGAUUUGCAGAACAGUGGACUAAGUGGCGAAAAAGGAUGGAAUAAACAUAAUACCCAAAAAAGCCUCAAAAGCAUACAAAAUGACCUUAGCACUCAACAAAACACGUUGGAGCAACAACCCGGCAACAUUGACCAAGGCGUCGACCAAAUCACCACGGAGCUUCAAAGGCUUCAGAAGCAGUUGAACGAUGACGUCACCGAAAAGCUCAAGAAGCUGAAAGAAAGUGGCCUUAAUGACGGUAAUACACCGUGGACAAUUGAAGGUAAACCAGACAAAGGCCUCACUAAUAUCACCGCAGACAUCGAGACCAUUAAAACCAGGGACGUUAAGGACGUGAGGGACAAACUCAAGGAGCUGUGCACGGCGAUUAGAAUGUUAGCAAAAGAUGCCGAAUGGUUUCUUAAUGAAUUGAAGGAUGGCAAAAUUGGCGAGCAACUCAAGCAAAUAAGAGAUGAAAUUGACAAGCUACACGGCCGUCUGGUGGAUGGUCCCAUAAAAGACCUCAGAGCCCUUUUAAGAUUCCUCGAGAACGGCAAGGCGCAAAUAAUCCGUGAUCUCCACGCAUUCGUCAACCAGGAGAUCAAGGCAGCCGAAGAGACAUUGAUCAGGGAGGCACGCCGGCAAUAUGUCUCCAACAUCAAGGAGCUUUUGAAGUUGUUCGCCCGGAAGGUGGAAGAGGAGCUGCGGGAGUUGCCGUGGGAGAUUGACAGGGACCUGACAGUAGAAUACAAAGGCCUUAUGACCCGAGUGGAGGACGGCUUGGAAAAUGACCUCAACGUACAGAAACUCAAGGAGUCAAAAAGCCUCCCACCGCUGUCCUCCGCUUUCAUGCGUUUCUACUCGUCACUCGAGGACCACGUGGACAGGGAGAUAAAUCGGUUCCACGACGAGGAGCAGAGGAAGAAAAAUCUUAAGCGGCAGGACACACAGGAGUAUUCCACUAGGCUCUCCGUGGUGAACGAGGCACUCCACGCAUUGCUCCACUACCUCAAGGACAACGAUACCUUCGACCACAGACUCACGGAGCUGCUCCGCAACCUCACCGACGCGUUGAGUGAACUCAAGCCUGAGAGCUUCGCCAGGCCCUCGAGUCCCCUGCUGGACGGCCUGGUGGAGGGGCUCACAAAGUUCGCCGCCGAGUUCACAUGUGCGUACGUCUCAAGAUACGCCGGCGCACAGUUCACCGAUGAAGAAGGUGAGAAGUGCGCCAAGGUCUUCCUCACCAUGCUGCCCACACUGUGCGACGCCUUUACCAGGCUGGCGGAGCGCUGCGGCAAGUGGAGGGAUCUGAGCAUUAAUUCAAGCAGUGAACUCGGCACUUUCAUCCAGCGCUCCGGCUACAAGGUCUCCACCUCUCCCUUUGACCAGGACGGCGAGCUGCGCGACGAGUGCAACGGCCGCGACGUGUAUGUCCUGGUCACCCAGAACAUUAAGGAGACAGAGGACAACGAACACCUCAAAAAAUGCCUGUCCCUCCAACACGCCUGUAAUCUCUUAGAGCUCCUCAAAUGCCUCUGCACGCACCUCCACCAGUAUUAUAAGACGUGCCACCUCAAGGUGCAUCCCUCACCCCGGCCGCCGUGUUCCAUCUACGAGAUGCUUCAAUGGUGCUGCGGGCUCCCGCACAACGCCGUGUACCUGGGCCUCAACUCCGAAGCACUGCCGUCGCUGUUCGAGGCGGACGAGCCGGACGCCGGGGAAUCCGAAGUGUCCCUCACUGACGUCGGCAGCCUGGCGCUUAAGGCCCACCCGCAGCACAUAACACCGGCGUCCCUCACCGACGCACUCACGGAGGCUGGCCUCCCGUGCGUGCCCAGGCAGAGCCAUCAUGGACGUCCUCGGCGCCUUCUGCGGCGGCGCUUCCUCACCCCUCACCAGACUGUGCAGCUUCCUGAAUUGCCUCCUCACUCGCCCGCCACGGACGCCAGACGACCUGUUCGCCUUUACUACCAGUUCAUAUGUGACUGGCGUAGCAGCGGCGAGCACCGUAAGGCGGCCUUCGAGGACGCCGUCGGCGACGCGUGCUUCCGGCAGCGGGGCGUGACACUGGACGUCAGUACAGUCUUCGGCUCCAGUGAACAUCGUUCCGUCACCAACAUGCCUCACCUCACCGGCGAUCUCUUCUCACUCGUCGAGUGCAACGGCACUCCUCGCUCCGCUCCGUCACACCCCUGCGGCCCCUACCUCAAGCCACUCGGCCACGACGUACGCGCCACCUUCGCCAAGGAGCACGCCCACCUCUACCUCUCCUGGGUGGUGUACCUCACGGAGACUUUCUACGACUUCCUCAGGGAACUGCUCCAGGACUGCGAGCGCACCUGCGCCGACGCCACGUCAACUGCCACGCCAGGAGCUGCGCCAACGACUGCACAGCCAAGCGACGGCCACUGGCCCCGAGCUCCAAUCACACUGCCGACUGCCCCUCCAUCGUGGACUGCGACUCCACCACGCCCACACUCUUCCAGUACGGCUUCGUGCUCAAAGACGUCCACAGCCUCGCCGGAUCCACCAGCGGCCACCCAGCCAAGCGCACCUGCGGAUUUCUGCACAGCACUGCAAGUCGCCGUCAAGCAGAGGAACCCUCUCCACAAGCUGGCGCAUGAGACAAUCCCCGAGUACCUCUACACCAUCCGUGCGCCCUUCCUCUACACCAUCACAGCACUCUGGCUCAUCGCCACGCUCUACAUUGCCCACUCACUACUCUACCGCAUGGACGUCCUCCGCAUCCGCUCCCACCUCCUCACCACCAGGGCCUCCCACCUCAUCGACGUCAAGGCCUUACUCACUAAAGGCCGGAGAAUGCUCUCGCUAUACCACGGCGUCGACUACUUCGACGACGACUUUCACUCAUGA